Candidozyma haemuli is the source of this 3021-nucleotide messenger RNA. RefSeq lists its product as uncharacterized. The transcript has a single exon. The coding region runs from base 1 to 3021 and encodes 1006 amino acids. Lineage: Eukaryota; Fungi; Ascomycota; Pichiomycetes; Serinales; Metschnikowiaceae. The record is from RefSeq and is a predicted model, not a curated record.
AUGUCUCAAAACGAUAACGGGCACCACUCAGGCUCCAACUCGCCUGGGGGGACAACUGAACCUUAUCAUCACGACGAAAAUGCUCACGACGCUCAGGACAACUCAGCGUUGGAGAAUGCCAUUGGUGAUGCUUUCAAGCAGUUUGGCUUUAUAAACAUGGAGCAUAAGGAGGAGGAAACAGACGAACCACGCCAGGAACCAGAACAAUUCGAACACCAUGACGACGAUUUCAACCUAGAAGAGUCUGUUUCGCAAGCAUUUGCCUCAAUUGGCCAGGAGGCGCCAAGGGAAGAGGAACCCAAGGAAGAUAAACAAGAACCAGUGAAUGAGAGUCCAAGGGAAGAGGAACAAGAGCACCAGGAAGUAAAGAACGAGGAAGUUAAUGAAGAACUUAACCUUGAAGAUGUCAUUGGCGAUGCUUUCAAGAGUAUAGCGGAAGACUUAGGCGAUCCAGGUGAACAACAACAAACUGAAGAAACACAUGCACAUGGUGGUGCUGAUGAGCAGGCCUCUCCACCUCAUACCACAGAACAGCCAGAACAACAGCCUGAGGAAGUUCCACAAGAACCUCAGCACGAAGAAGAGGAAGAUACGAAUCUUGAGGAUGCCAUUGGCGCUGCUUUCCAAUCGCUUGUUGAUGAGCGUGAGCCACCAAGGGAAGAACAAGAACCACAAAGAAAGGCUUCUGAUCAUGAGUUACGUGCCGCUCUUUCAUCUUUAAGUGACCCUGAUCGUCGGGAUUCAGUCAACGAAGCCAAGGACCAUAACAUCGAUCUAGCUGGACUUGUAUCGAACGUUGUGCAACAGAUGGCAGGUGAAGGCGACUCAGAAAACGUUGAAAGUGCUAUACCAAAAGAUGUGCUUCAGGAAUUGGCUGCAGAGAUUACGCAUCAAGUCCAAGGCAGUGAGGAUCACAAUCGUAAGGUGGAAGUGCCACUGAUUGAUGAAAAUGUGUUAAUGCAUUUCCAGAAUGAAGCAGAAAAGGAAGAAGAUAAGCAACAAGACUCUGCUAUCUCUAAUGCUCUUGCGAAUGCCGUGAGAACAGCUAUCAGGAAUGCUCCUCAGAAGGGCACCGAUGAUGCCCCAGAGACAGAAGAACAGGAUUUGGAGAACUUGCAAAUGAACGAGAUCUUUCAAAAUGCGUUUAAUAUGGCCAUGCAAAAUCCUCAAGAGCUUCUUACAUCUUUCGAAGGCGAACCCGAACUUGCUCUUCCUCCAGAAGUCAAGGAGGCUGCUGCUUCAGCUAAAGACCUGACAGUGUCCACUGCUGCCGCUAUUGCUGCUCUUUCCGUGAAAGACGCGUUGAACAAGAAGGAUACACAACCUACGGAAGAUGUAACUGCAAGGAAGAAGUCCCUUUCGAUUGCCGAAACUUUGGCGUUUCAUAGGUCUAGCAUGAGCUCAAAGAAGCCAGCUACAGAUAAGCCAGACGAAGCAGAGAAGAGUCUUCCUCAGGCCCCAAAUCCACACUUGUCAAAUAUCUUAUCUUCAUUAUCACAGCAUAUUCAAUCCGGAAGCCAAUCACAGAACUUGAUGCUGCUUAUUCGUCAGAUGACCAAUGCUUUGAUGCUAAACAAAAACAGCGUACAUACAAGCGCUCUUGUUCAAGAGACCACGAGCUCACUAAAGGAGUCGCCUGAUGUGCAUAGGUUUCAUGUCGAAAACUUGAAGUAUGCAAAAGAUUUUCUUACCAGAGGUGACAUUGAGGCGCCCCAGAAAGGCACCACCAUUAUAGACAAUGUCAUGGAAGUCUUGCUGGCAAAAGACAACCAACCUGUGAUUAUCAGCACCGUCCAAGUUGCAAAGCCAGAACCUAAUGAUCUAUUGGACUUCCACAGCUCAGUUUUUAAUACCUUAACGUCGUUUGGAUCCUUAAGAGGUAAGAAUGCCGUGUUGGGAGUGAAGCCCGAUACCGAGUCGGACGAAUAUAAAGAACGUAUUCGUAUUGACAACAGAGAGCGGAAAAAGAAGUGGAGAGAGGGAAAUAUUGAACGUAACAAGGAUAAUGAUUUGCGUUCUCGAGUGAUCAAACGUGCCAAUGUGAUGUUUGGAGAAGAAAACACAUCGGAGAAGAAGGCUUGGAUUGAAGAAGAAUUUCACGUCAGACGUGAAAAGAGAUUGGCCAAGCAGAAGAAGGAAAACGGCAAGUCGUCGGAAAACCAAUCUUUCACAGAGGAGCUCUUGGAGAAGUCUUCAAAGAAUCCAAGUGCCUUGGCUCACGACAGCGUCUUUAUUAAACGCUUAACGACGUCGUUUAAUUUGGUGACCGAGAUUGGUGCUCGUGAAGACCCGAAGUCCAUCAUGACCGCUGCUUCUGCCUAUUUGGCGGUUGUUGCAAGCUCAUACGCUGUUGCUAUGGGGUGCACCGAUGGCAAGACAGUCACCAAUGCCAUUACUCUGAUUUUGAACUCGAUCCUUGAUUCAACUGUUAAAACUGGCGAUUUCUCUCGUUUAUCAUUUUUACUAAAGGCCGAUGAGGCAUCAACUAUAUCCCAGCCAACCGAUACUAAGGAUAUCCUUAGCCGGAUCUCAGCAUUGACAGGUGGUUCAUCCAGUAUCAAAGGCGCUUCGGCGCUUGAGCUUUUAAGGAGUUCUCAAAAGAGACUUGGACUUGACUUCAUCAACAGCGACAACAAGAAGGUCAAACUUGGAGAGUCAAGCAACAAGUACUUGGAGAAGGAUAAGAGUUCAAUGUCACGCAUCCAAUCUGAGAUUGACCAAUUGAGAAGUUCAAUUUCUAGUGCUACUUCAGGAAGCUAUUUGAAUGCGGGCUUAAAAAUGCCAUCAUACAGAAGUACCGUUUCAGCUGUGAAGGAAGAAGUCCCUGGACCAUUACCAAAAGGACCACUGCCUUUCAUCUCCAACAAAGUCGGUACGCUCGCUGAAGGCACCAGCGUUGGCGGUCAUUCAGCAUUGAGGAAGCCCGGCAGCUUCCAGAGACCGGCGUUCUCGAAACCUCAAAACCGUGGGAAGAAUCUAGGAUUUCCCCCACUCUACUCAGCUUCAUUCGAGCUGAAAUAA